This is a messenger RNA of Carcharodon carcharias (great white shark), 1666 nucleotides long. RefSeq names its product aminolevulinate dehydratase (gene alad). Gene Ontology annotation, molecular function: zinc ion binding; porphobilinogen synthase activity. The coding region runs from base 102 to 1097 and encodes 331 amino acids. The record is from RefSeq and is a predicted model, not a curated record. NCBI's taxonomy places the organism in Eukaryota, Metazoa, Chordata, Chondrichthyes, Lamniformes, Lamnidae. Gene Ontology annotation, biological process: heme biosynthetic process. The transcript has 12 exons. Gene Ontology annotation, cellular component: cytosol.
GGGCGGGGCCUGUCACUUUGCUUCCGGGUUAUUUUACUGCAGCACAAAAGGAAGAGGCCGUGGUGGUGAGAGUAUUGCUGACUUUCCACCCGAGUUUAAGGAUGAUGCAGAUUGAAUCCCUCUUACACAGCGGCUAUUCACAUCCCCUACUCCGUGCCUGGCAGAGCUGUGCCUCCACCUUCACAGCAAGCAACCUCAUCUACCCUAUCUUUGUAACUGAUGAUUCCAAUGCCAUCGAACCUAUUGCCAGCCUUCCGGGACAGGCCAGGUACGGUGUCAAUAAACUGGAGGAGAUGCUGAGGCCCCUUGUUAAUGAAGGACUUGGUUGCGUGUUGAUCUUUGGAGUUCCAGCCAAACUCCCUAAGGAUGAUAGAGGGUCUGGAGCAGACUCGGAGAAUAACCCAGCCAUCCUGGCCAUUAAAAACCUGCGAAAGAUGUUUCCAACAUUGGUAAUUGCCUGCGAUGUCUGUCUCUGUCCGUACACUUCCCACGGGCACUGCGGAAUACUCCGGGAGGAUGAGACAUUGAACAAUGAAGCAAGCUGCCAGAGGCUGAUGGAGGUGGCACUCGCCUAUGCCUGGGCAGGAUGUCACAUUGUAGCUCCCUCAGAUAUGAUGGAUGGCAGAGUUGGAUCCAUAAAACAGGCUCUCGUCUCCAAUGAACUGGGAAACAAGGUUGCAGUGAUGAGCUAUAGUGCAAAGUUUGCUUCCUGUUUCUAUGGACCUUUCCGUGAUGCUGCCCAGUCAAAGCCGGCCUUCGGAGAUCGGAGGUGUUAUCAACUGCCGCCAGGUGCCAGGGGGCUGGCGAUUCGAGCUGUGGACCGUGAUGUGCGUGAGGGAGCAGACAUGCUGAUGGUCAAACCGGGAAUGCCUUACCUGGACAUUGUCCGCGAGGUGAAAAACAAACACCCCUCACAUCCGCUGGCAAUUUACCAUGUCUCAGGAGAGUUUGCGAUGCUGUGGCAUGGGGCCCAGGCUGGAGCGUUUGACCUCAGGACUGCUGUCAUGGAGGCUCUGACCAGCUUCAGGAGGGCAGGUGCUGAUAUCAUCAUCACGUACUAUGUGCCACAGAUCCUGAAAUGGCUGAAGGACAUUUGAUGCCACUUCGUCUAGGACACAGAAUUCACAGGGUUAUGGGGAAUUAUAACCAUUCCCACAGACCUCCCUUCUCAUGUUCACCCUCUCCCCCUCUCCUGUUUAUGUCAGGUACCACAGCCAAUAUUAUUCCAAAUACAUGCUUUUAAACCUGAACUCCCGUGUUAAACCAAAAAUAGAUUUUUACAGAAGUGUUUAGCACCGUUCUGAUUUAGUUGCAUAAUGUGUAUGAGUGGAAGAGAAAGUGAGAAAGUCAAUGAAGUGAGCUGUUGGAAGAUUAUACAGUUGAUUGACUGCAUUUCUGUUAAGUAUCUGAUUUUUGUGAAGGAUCUGUUGUGCUUUGAAAGCACACAGAGCAUCAGGGAUCUUAAACUGAAUGAAUUGACAGGCUUUGUGAAUUAAUCAUGUGACAGGGAUUUUAAUGUACUGUGUUGUAACCGUUGCUGACAUGUGCCUUUUGAUGCAUUCUAUUACACAUUACCUAUAUUACUUGUAAUUGAAAUGUGAAACCCUGUGAACAAUUGCAAAUUCAAUAGAAUUUUCUGUUUUAAUAAAACAAGCUAAGAAACUAA